This is a messenger RNA of Cydia splendana, 459 nucleotides long. Its product is annotated as E3 ubiquitin-protein ligase TRIM37-like. Gene Ontology annotation, molecular function: tumor necrosis factor receptor binding; ubiquitin protein ligase binding; ubiquitin protein ligase activity. The record is from RefSeq and is a predicted model, not a curated record. NCBI's taxonomy places the organism in Eukaryota, Metazoa, Arthropoda, Insecta, Lepidoptera, Tortricidae. Bases 127 to 459 code for a protein of 110 amino acids. The transcript is spliced from 3 exons. Gene Ontology annotation, biological process: negative regulation of centriole replication; protein autoubiquitination. Gene Ontology annotation, cellular component: aggresome; peroxisome.
CUCGUUGACGAGCGUAUUGUGAAAUGUCUAAUUGUUUUUUUUUUCCGAACAAGAGUAUGAUAAUGAAUGUCUAAAUUAUGGUGAUAAACCGUUUGGAUCCGGAAUAAGGAAAGUAAAUCCCUAAAUAUGGCCUCGAGGGGAGACAAAGGGAAUGGAAAUGGCGAGGAGCAGAUUGUGGAGACGUUGGCGGAGGUGUUCCGCUGCUUCAUAUGUAUGGACAAGCUGGUGGACGCGCACCUGUGUCCGCACUGCUCGAAGCUGUUCUGCUAUGCCUGCGUUCGGCGGUGGCUGACGGCGAAGCGUUCGCGCUCGCAGUGCCCUCACUGCCGUGCCUCCUUGCACCUACAUGAGCUGGUCAACUGCCGCUGGAUUGAAGAGGUCACGCAGCAGAUAGAGACCAUGCAACAGACCAACUCUGCCACCCAGAGGGAGAGCUUUAGAGACAGCACAUUGGGCUGA